Molecule: messenger RNA, 1055 nt
Organism: Baudoinia panamericana UAMH 10762
Lineage: Eukaryota; Fungi; Ascomycota; Dothideomycetes; Mycosphaerellales; Teratosphaeriaceae
Exons: 2
Coding region: 235-1005 (256 amino acids)
Source: RefSeq, a predicted model, not a curated record
ACAGGACAUAGUGGAACAUCUCCAUCCGAGGUAAGCUGGCUCGCAGCUCGUCCACUACCAAUGCACGAGUUUAGUCACUGGUCGCUCCUCGCGUUCGCGUUCGCGUGUAUCAGACCUCGAAUCAAUGGAGCUCAGCCGCGGCCAUAUGAGCCGUAGCAUUUCCUGUCUCCCUCAGACCUGUCCAAAUCACUCCAUCUCACAUAUCUCUGUGCCCUAACUCCCAGUAUUUCCAUCAUGGCUGAGCAGUAUACCCUCUAUUACCAUGACUACUCCCUCUGCGCGAACAUGGUCCGAUUCAGUCUGGCCAUAGCUGGCGAGCCGAGGGACGCUUCCUCGGAAAUGCAAGUCGAGGAAAAAGCCGUCGAUAUCUUUAGAGGCGCCGAGCAGCUGGAAGAAUACUACCUCUGCCAUAUCAAUCCCAAGGGACAAGUACCCGCUCUGGCCUCAAAGGCUCUGCCUAAACCGAUGGCGGAGUCUUUGGAUAUGACGCUUUACAUUGCGGAGCACUAUCCUGCGCUCAUCCCAGAGGCACAUCAUCGCGAGACUACAGCAUGGCUGCGGGAGCUGCACGGCCUGAACUACUUCGCUCUAUCCUUUGGAGACAGGCCUCAGCAGGCUCAGGCUAUGGUGAAAGCCAUCCAGGCGCGCCUCGGCCAGGACGGCAUCAGCCCCGAAUACCGAAAAGCCCUGGAGUACAAGCUCGAGGUCACGAACAAGGAGAAGAUACAGGCCAUGGCUCCAGCCGCUCGUGCAGCGAACGAGGAGCGUGCGAAAGAUAUCGCGGCCAAACUCGAGUCAACCCUACAGAGCGGUAAGCAGUGGCUGUUUGGCAGCGAUCGACCGUCUGCACUAGACGCGCAUUUGGCUGUCUAUCUCGCUCGUUUGCGCGAUGUGAAGCGCGAGGAUCUCAUCCCUGGACGACUGGGGACGUAUCUUGAGCACGCCAUGUCGAUGCCGGAGUGGGAGCAGGUGAUGCAGGGUAGGAAGACAAUGCCUGGUAUCUAAACACGGUUGAACGAACAUUAGUACACCCGUGCAGGGUUUCGCUAUCCUGG